CUCAGCCUUCCCCUUCCCAAUAUCUCCUACAGCACCCACGAAGAAACAGAAAGGAAAAAGAAAAGCAAGAAGAGGGAAAGGAGAAGAAAGUCCCACUCCCGACGCUCUUUUCCGCGUCUCUGCCCCUUCCGAUCGAUCACUAGAGAAGAGGAAGGGGAUGGGCGUGCCGAUCGCACAGCCGGCUGAGCGCCGGCUCGUCUUCACGUACGGCACGCUGAAACGGGGGUUCUCCAACCACCGGCUGGUUCAGGAGCUCAUCCGCCGCGGGGACGCCGAGUUCGUCGGUCCCUACCGCACCGCGGAGAGGUACCCCUUGGUGUGCGGGCCCUACCAGGUUCCUUUCCUGCUGGACUUCCGCGGCAAGGGCGACUGCGUCCGCGGCGAGCUCUACGCCGUCUCGGCCGCUGGAAUCCGGCAUAUGGACGAACUCGAGGGCACGUCCAAGGGCCAUUACGUCCGCCGCUCCGUGGUGAUCAUGCCGGAGGAAGGGGAAGAGGAAGGAGGCGAGGUCAAGGCGGAGGCGUAUUUCGCGCACAGCAGCUAUGCGGAGAGGCUGUGGCAAAGGCGUGGGAUGAAGGGGCUGAGCGUGUACUCGCCGGAGGAGACCGUCGGGUAUGUUCGGAGGGCCGAUAGGCCGCAGCACCUCACCUUUCUCCAGCAGAUCGACCUGUUCAUCUCGGUGGGCGGCCAAGCCUGAUCGGGUUCUGUUGAUCGUCCCUAGGCCCUGUUUGCGUUGCUAGUUUUUUCUUUCCUAGCUGAUUCCAUGAUGACGAUCUUAUACUCUCUCGGUCCUGUUUGAUUGGGCCAUUACUCUAGUUCACAAUAAUAUGAAAUUCUCGCGAUUUCGUUCA
Nymphaea colorata (pocket water lily) is the source of this 851-nucleotide messenger RNA. RefSeq names its product putative gamma-glutamylcyclotransferase At3g02910. The coding region runs from base 158 to 697 and encodes 179 amino acids. NCBI's taxonomy places the organism in Eukaryota, Viridiplantae, Streptophyta, Magnoliopsida, Nymphaeales, Nymphaeaceae. The transcript has a single exon. The record is from RefSeq and is a predicted model, not a curated record. Gene Ontology annotation, molecular function: gamma-glutamylaminecyclotransferase activity.